AUGAAGCUCUUCCUGAUCAUUGUAAUUCUGCUUUCCCAGAAGCCCACAGUAACUGAACAACUUAAGAAAUGCUGGAAUCAAUAUAUACAAGGAAACUGCAGAAAAAUAUGCAAAGUAACUGAAAUACGUGAAGUACUAUGUGAAAAUGGGAGAUAUUGUUGCCUCAAUAUCAUGGAACUGGAAGUACGUAAAAGAAUACCAAAGCCAACUCGUCCAAAGCCAGUGACUUUUGCAAUAACUUUACCUCAAGAUUAUAAUGAAUAUGAAAGAAAUUAUAUAAGCCACAAGACAAAUUCUCCGUAA
Pipistrellus nathusii (Nathusius's pipistrelle) is the source of this 303-nucleotide messenger RNA. The record is from the annotation of a GenBank genome assembly. NCBI's taxonomy places the organism in Eukaryota, Metazoa, Chordata, Mammalia, Chiroptera, Vespertilionidae.